AGCAAGCUGCUCCCCGGGUUCGCUAGUGGCUGCUCUUCCAGGCGAGCACAGGGCCAGCAUGGAGUUGGAGCUUUGUGAAGUAGCCAGUAAAUCAAAACGCCUCCGCUAGGUGCAGAGCGCAGUGGCAACGGGCCACUCUGCCAGUGCGGUAGUCGGUGGGACCGAACUCCACAUUCGAGAAGGGGCAGCCUGCGGGCGCGGGGCCUGAGCUGCCGCUCGCCUCGGUUGGCCGAGAGACCGGCAGCCCCACUGCAGGUCCGGGUCCCUGACAUUCUCUGGCACCGAGGGCUGGGAUCAGACAUUCCCAGCUGCACUCACUGAACAGUGAUUUUUUUUUUUUUCUUUUCCCUCCCUGAAUUCUUUAGCUGCCAAAAGGGGGGGAAAAAUCAAGAGCUGCGCUUUUAAGCGAAGUUGCCCUUGCUGGUGUUCAGGGUAAAAAUAGAGGCGGCCACUUGGACCAGCUUGGCCCUGAGUCCAGGCGUCCCGCGAGCCGGGCUGGAGCUGCGCAUUCGGGAGUGAUCCCUGGAAACUGCCAGCAGGUGCUGCUCAAGAGAAUUUGCUGAAGAGGAGAAGGAAAAAAAGUCCAAAAAAACCUGUACGUGAGGGGUGGGGAGGAAAAGCAGGGCCUUUAAAGAAGGCAACCACACGACUUUUGCUGCCAGGAUGCCCUUGCUUUGGCUGAGAGGAUUUCUGUUGGCAAGUUGCUGGAUUAUAGUGAGGAGUUCCCCCACCCCAGGAUCCGAGGGGCACGGCGCAGCCCCGGACUGCCCGUCCUGUGCGCUGGCCACCCUUCCGAAGGAUGGACCUAACUCUCAGCCAGAGAUGGUAGAGGCUGUCAAGAAGCACAUCUUAAACAUGCUGCACUUGAAGAAGAGACCCGAUGUCACCCAGCCGGUACCCAAGGCGGCGCUUCUCAACGCGAUCAGAAAGCUUCAUGUGGGUAAAGUGGGGGAAAACGGGUAUGUGGAGAUAGAGGACGACAUUGGCAGGAGGGCCGAAAUGAAUGAACUCAUGGAGCAGACCUCGGAGAUCAUCACCUUUGCCGAGUCAGGCACAGCCAGGAAGACACUGCAUUUUGAGAUUUCCAAGGAAGGCAGUGACCUGUCAGUCGUGGAGCGUGCAGAAGUCUGGCUCUUCCUGAAAGUCCCCAAGGCCAACAGGACCAGGACCAAAGUCACCAUCCGUCUGUUUCAGCAGCAGAAGCAUCCACAGGGCAGCUUGGACAUGGGGGAUGAGGCCGAGGAAAUGGGCUUAAAGGGGGAGAGGAGUGAACUGUUGCUAUCAGAGAAAGUGGUAGAUGCUCGGAAGAGCACUUGGCACAUCUUUCCAGUGUCUAGCAGCAUCCAGCGCCUGCUGGACCAGGGAAAGAGUUCCCUGGAUGUGCGGAUUGCUUGUGAACAGUGCCAGGAGAGCGGUGCCAGCCUAGUGCUCCUCGGCAAGAAGAAGAAGAAAGAGGUGGAUGGAGAUGGGAAGAAGAAAGACGGAAGUGACGGAGGGCUGGAAGAGGAAAAAGAACAGUCACACAGACCUUUCCUCAUGCUGCAGGCUAGGCAGUCUGAAGACCAUCCUCACCGCAGGCGUAGGCGGGGCUUGGAGUGUGAUGGCAAGGUCAACAUUUGCUGUAAGAAACAGUUCUUUGUCAGCUUCAAGGAUAUUGGCUGGAAUGACUGGAUCAUUGCUCCCUCUGGCUAUCAUGCCAACUAUUGUGAGGGUGAGUGCCCAAGCCACAUAGCAGGCACCUCUGGGUCCUCGCUCUCCUUCCACUCAACAGUCAUUAACCACUACCGCAUGAGGGGUCACAGCCCCUUUGCCAACCUUAAGUCAUGCUGUGUGCCCACCAAGCUGAGACCCAUGUCCAUGCUGUAUUAUGAUGAUGGUCAAAACAUUAUCAAAAAGGACAUUCAGAACAUGAUUGUGGAGGAGUGUGGCUGCUCCUAGAGUUGCCAGCUCCCAGAGCAAAUGGAUCUAGGGUGUCCAGAAAAGACAGUGGCAAAAUGAAGAAAAAAUAUAUAAGAUUUCUGAACUAAACAAGACAACCAGAAAAAUAGAAAUAAUAGUAAUAAAAAAAACC
This is a messenger RNA of Rattus rattus (black rat), 2071 nucleotides long. RefSeq names its product inhibin subunit beta A (gene Inhba). Bases 664 to 1938 code for a protein of 424 amino acids. The transcript has 3 exons. Lineage: Eukaryota; Metazoa; Chordata; Mammalia; Rodentia; Muridae. Gene Ontology annotation, biological process: SMAD protein signal transduction; BMP signaling pathway. Gene Ontology annotation, cellular component: extracellular region. Gene Ontology annotation, molecular function: hormone activity; growth factor activity; cytokine activity. The record is from RefSeq and is a predicted model, not a curated record.